Molecule: messenger RNA, 5667 nt
Organism: Alosa alosa (allis shad)
Lineage: Eukaryota; Metazoa; Chordata; Actinopteri; Clupeiformes; Clupeidae
Gene: rabgap1l
Product: RAB GTPase activating protein 1-like
Exons: 9
Coding region: 4368-5624 (418 amino acids)
Source: RefSeq, a predicted model, not a curated record
ACCGUACCUGCCACCAUUAUUAAUGAGGCAUUUUAAAGAGGUUUGCAUCAUGCAUUAAGAAGCAAAUGAAAUAUAGAAAUGCAGAAAUUAAAGGAAUGAUGAAAUGCCACUAAAGGAAUAGAUGGGAGGAAAGGAUGUGGAGCGGAGUGCUGUUCUCAUCCAAGCAGAGUAGAGUGCAGUCUCAGCCCAGUCUGGUGCUCUUUAGCUAACUCGGCAGUGUGUGUCUCCCUCUACUGGUCUCUUUUGGAAAGACACACACACACACACAACAUGUGAGAAUGCCAGACAGUGAUGUAUUGAUCUGAAGAGGUCAUCACCACCUAUGCUUUCGCUCUCUACUUAAUUGCAGACCUAAGCUGCAUAAUUGCAGACCAAAGAUAAAAGCUAAACAAACCAAACAAUAUUCAUUUAAAGGAAGGAAUACUUUCAUUAAAGUAGCAUGCAUGACAAAACAAGCAUAACAAAAACUCGAGUGUCUUGGCUAAUAUGGUUGCAUGUAUGUUGCCAAGGUAUCUAAGAAUGUCAAAUGUACAGUGUGUGUGUGAGAGAGAGAAAGAUCCUAUGGCAAGAUCAGUUUGUAGACAGAAAAAAACUACAGGGGCGUGUUCAAUGUCAACGUUUUUGCAUUGUUCUGCUAUGGUGUCCGGGUGAAAGACAUGUUGCUCACAAUGGAUCCUAAUAAAAUUGUUUAUAAUUGUAAGAUAAGGAUGAAAAUAUGAACAUGUAUUUGCACCAGUUUAACCAGGAACCCAACCACCAUUAUCAUGCCUUUGCAGCUUCUCUUGUGCAGCAGUGUUCAGUGCUCCACCAUUUUCUGUUAAAACUAAUAUUUUUUGGGAGCUGAAUACAGGGUCUUACAUGUCUUAUGUAAGGGUCUUAUCCCAUGUGUGACCUAUCAACUAAUCAUCUCCUCAGUGCCGCCUCCAGUCCAUGCAUGGCCUGCAGGGGGCGCAAUGGGACAUAAUACUAUUAUGUACAAUCUACUCAUCUGGUUUCAUGGAAUUCAUUUAAAAGAAGACAUUUCUCUUACAGAAAUAACAAUAAUGUGUAGUUACACAGCAGUUUUCUAGCCAUUUAAUAAUAAUAAUAAUAAUAAUAAUUAAUAAUUAAUAAUUGCUAAAAUAUGGAUUUACUUGUCCCAGCAAUUUUCUUUUUAUUCCCCAACAAGACAGUAGAAUUGGGGUUCUGUAAACACACCAAUCACACUUUGAAUUAUUUUAUACCAUUAAGUUAAAGUUAAGUUGAAUUAACAUGGAAAAAAACACAUUUGUUUGUGAUCUAAUAUACCAGUACAUAUUGCCAAUAAGAGUUCCUUGAGUCCUCACUAACAGCCAAUCAGACGUGUCCGAGAAAUGGGUAAGUGACUGGCUUGAUGUUCCAAAGUCAAAUGGUGGUCAGUGGUCAGUCUGGCAAUGUUGUAUGACAACUAAACGAAAUACAUGAAAUUACACAGGAAGGGAAUUCCUGAGUUCUGGUAGAGUAUGGUAGAGUAAGAUUUUUAACCAUCUCUAGCUGGCAGAAUAUUUUAUGUGUAACAGCAGACAGUAACUGGAAAACAUACUUUGUCCUCCAGAAAUGACCAUUGCAUUGAAUCUUGCUGUAAUCUUUUAGUAUACAGUACAUGUGUACAGUAUCAGUGUGAAGGAGGAAAAAGAAAAGAGGUUGUAGUUAGUAGGUUUGAGUGUUUUUCUUCCCUCCACAGGAGAGGGCACAUGCCUGUUACGGUGGAGUCUGUGUGGUGUUGGGCAGCCUGUGUAGAGCAGAGCAGAGCUGAGCUAGAGGGAAGUGUACAGUAUGCCAUGUGGACUGCUGCAUAUCGACCUGCUGCCACUGUAGAUUCUGUGGUGUUUUGAGUGAGACCUAAUGAGUUCUCCAUCAUCCAAGCAACAAAGGAUUCUGUGUCCAUUGAUUCUCCUGGAGUUUAUGUUGCACAUGGUUGGGUUUCCCAAUGACAAGGAGUAUCAAUUUCUGAUGAUAGAGUAGGCCCUUCUAUGAGACGUAAGGGUUUUCCACUGUUGUUUUUUUUAUUUGACCUAGUUACACAGCUGGCUACAUACUAGGCUAUGUAAAGAACAAUGUAUGAAUAGGGUAUUAAUGCCAUUAGUGCAUGCAGAUAUACUGUUGAUACCGUUUCGCUUCCAUGUACUGUAAGUUUGUGCAACAAAAUAGAUUCUUCUGGUGACAAAAUCCCAGAAUUGAAAAUCCUUUCUCCCUGGCAUAAUUGGGAUACAAUGAAUACAGGUCUGGACUGUUUUACAUCAAACUGGAUAAAGCUUUACCUUGGGGUAUUCAGCAAUUACAGUUUGACUAAUCACACUGGGCGGUGGUAGUGUAGUGGCUCUAGCUGUGGUGGAAGAGAGAUGUGCUUGAGAGGGAAGGAUGGAGGCAGGCAGUGCAUGUGUGAGUGUGAGCUGGAGGUGGGGAGGAGAGAGGAGACGGGAGGGGUGAGUGAGUGAGGGGGGUUGCACUGUCUCACUCUGAUUGGCUAGUUAUUACGGCAUUCUCCCUGGAGGCUCCCCACAGCCCCCCCUUCUCCCUCUCCCUCGCCAUCUCUCUCUCUUGCUCUCUCGCUUUUCCUCCUCCCCCUCUCUUUUCCUCUCGCUCUGUUUGCUCACAUGCCCUCCUGACUGCCGUCAGGGAGAGAGAGAGAGCGUGUGCAGAAGCAGCAUCAGCAGAAGCAUUAGCGCUGAGCAUCGUUAGCAGUUAGCAGCAGCAGCUAGCGUGCUGAGGAAAAGGGCGCUGUCAUUCUCCCUGUCUCCAGCCAUGAGGACCACCAGCUCACCAUCAGCCCUGCCUGCGUCAGGACCCCUGCAUCUGCAUCUGCCACUCCUCUCCGCUCGACACCUGCCUCCUCCCGCACUCUCCCUCUCCUCUCCUCUUUGCCGCCACUUCUAGCAUCGGUCUCGUCUCCACCAGCUCUCUGCUCCUGUGCCCUCCACCUCAUCUUUCUCUCUGGUCAGCGUGCGACCUCUGCAGCAGAGAGAGUGGAACAGCUUGGUGUUGCUACGUCCAAGGCCUGAUACUGGAAGGACGAGAGAGAAGACUGGAUGCAGACGGCUGUGGAUGUGUGCAAGAGGGUGGUGACGGACCAGCGGCCACUCAUUAGACCACUACCCAUCUAUGCUCCCCAACGGCAAGACUCCUGCUCUUCUCCUUUUUCCUCCUCUCUUUUCCUCCAUGCUUUGGAUCUGAUCUUUGCGGACCUGGGCUUCUCCAUGCCUGUUUUCCAUCUUACUGGAAAGGAACUCUGCUGGGAGUGACUGCACUAACAAUACAGUUCUGACAACUCUCCCUAAAACUAAUUCCUUACUGAAUGGUGAACUUGGAAACAGAAGGAAGCAACUCUGCAAUCACGCAAACAUACCUCUGAAAUUUUGUUGCCCCUUUCUUCCGCUCAAGGAUCUGUGAAACGUCUAGAAAGCUUUGCCACAACAGUGGCCAGGGAAGUGGACCAUCUGUCUGUGAUGCUUACUGAGCGAGACUAAACAAACAGCCUCCAUUUUGCCUCUUCCCUCAGCCUCUCUCUGGGACAGGAAGCUGUGAAUAAAGAGCUGUGCCUGUUUGAAGUGCAAUGUUUUGAUAGUUCACGUUUCGGUCGUUGGCAGAAUAGAAGCACUCAGCUGAAGCAAACUUGGAAUCUGUCGGUUUCCUCUCCUCUGUGGCCUUCCCACGCUUCAUGCCAUCUUUUUUUACUCUGUCUCUCUCUUGACUAUAUCAUCUUCUUUCUCUCGUGUUAAAUCCCCCUCUCUCGGUCUCCCUGUAGAGAGGAAGGUUCUCCUUUUGGAAGGGAAAUCAGAAUGUAUAAGAUGUAUCGCUUCACGUCUGUCUCACUGUUCCCACACACCCGGCCAGUCUGUUGCCAGGCAACAGUGCACUAAUUUGACAGUUUUGGGCGGAAGGCAGAGUCAUCGGAGGAUAAACAGUCCCGGCAUGCUGAACAGGACCAUAUGACCGACAUUGGCUUUCAGCUUCCUGACUGGAAAGACACCGCCAAGCCAUCAUGUAGUCACUGCGUGAUCCUCAAAAGCCAUUUCUAUCUUCAAUUGUGGAGAGUUGGUGGUGAGUGUUCUUCUGUUUGGUGCUAAAGUGACGUGGAGCAGGUGGAGGCAUGUUUAUCACCAGCCUGUCUCUUGGCGUUCACCCUGGUUAUUGCUGCAUUUCCGCCCUAGUCUCUAGCUCCUGUGCCAGAUCAGUUGGGAGAACUCUCCAGAGACCCCUCAUAGUGCGGUGACAGGAGUGGAGCAUGGACAUUUUGACCGCUCAAAACCUUUUUACUUACAAGAUAGCUAAACUGCCCCAGGACUCAUUUCAUUUCUUUUUCAAACCAAACCAAAAAAGGCAGUAGUAACAACAAAACGGAACAAAAAAUGGCAGACAAGAGCUGUGACCCCAGUGACUCUGCCAACCCCAGCCUCACCUCCUGUCCUGGGGAUUCAGAAGGCGAAAAGGAGUCUUCGUGUGACACGACCCUGGAUUUCAUCCCGGACAAGGAACUGCCCUUGCCGCUGCCCCCAGCUGUGCGUCUGGCCCUGGAGGACGGAGCGCCUGGGCAGGAGAACAUGGGGGAGGGUGUGGGACUGGGCACAGACUCAACGACCCGAGUGCUAGGGCUUCUGGGGAUGAGCCACCGCCUCUUCGUGCCCCGACUCCUGGCGGUGAGAGAGGGGGAGGGACGAAAGACAAACUCAGAGAUGAAUAAGACCUCUAAGGAGGACCUGCUGCAGGCUGAUUUCGAGGGCGCCCUGAAGUUCUUCCGGGUGCAGCUGCCCAAGCGCUACCGCGCUGCUGAGAACGCCCGGCGCCUCAUGGAGCAGGCCUGCAACAUCAAGGUGCCAACCAAGAAGCUGAAGAAGUUUGAGAAGGAGUACCAGUCUCUGCGAGAGAGCCAGCUGCAACAGGAGGAUCCCAUCGACAGGUAUCAGAGAGAGAAUCGCCGGCUACAGGAAGCCAGCAUGCGUUUGGAACAGGAGAAUGAUGACCUCGCACACGAGCUGGUCACCAGUAAGAUCGCCCUGAGAAACGACCUGGACCAGGCAGAGGACAAGGCGGAUGCUCUGAACAAGGAGCUGUUGAAUACCAAACAGCGUCUGGUGGAGACAGAGGAGGAGAAGAGGAGACAAGAGGAGGAGACUGCACAGCUGAAGGAGGUUUUCCGGAGGGAGCUGGAGAAAGCCGAGUCUGAGAUCAAGAAGACCACCGCCAUCAUCGCUGAGUACAAACAGAUCUGCUCCCAGCUCAGCACCAGGCUGGAGAAGCAGCAGGCUGCCACUAAAGAGGAGCUGGAUAUUGUGAAGAGUAAGGUGAUGCCGUGCGAACGCUGUCGGGAGGUGUUCAGUAAGGACGGGCCUCUGCAGAUGCCGGCCAUGUCGCGGGACAGCCAGCCGUUGGAGCAGGACGAGGAGAAGGACUCUCUGAAGGCCCAGCUGAGGGAGCUGGAGCUAGAGCUGGCCCAGACCAAGUUGCAGCUGGUGGAGGCCAAGUGCAAGAUCCAGGAACUGGAGCAUCAGAGAGGGGUCCUAAUGACUGAGGUGCAGGCAGCCAAGAACUCCUGGUUCAGCAAAACCCUGGGCUCCCUAAAGACAUCCUCCAGCAACCAGACCCCUCCCUCACCAAAAGAGGGCUAGCAGGGUAGUGGGGCGGGAUGGGGGGUCAGUCAAACCAUGGGGA